GCGGGGAGACGUGGCUGUUCGGCCGGGCUUCGAGCUGCUGCCCCACGGCAACGGGCACAGGCCCCGGCAGCUGAUCAACGGCGGCGGUUUGGGGCUGUUCCUGGUCCAAGUCAGCCUUUGAACUGUGCAUAGCAAAAAGGGGGCAUGUCUGAGCCACGCUGUCAACAGUGUACACUUAUCAACUCAAGAUGCUGAGGUGACAUUCACAAACAAGGAGCUUAAUAUAGAAGCUUUAUGUUGAAGUCCUUUCCACCUACACACUGUGCCUUUACCAUAUGGCUAGAGUUAAUUUAUCUUGUUUGUUUCCUGCAUCGUGGCACUUCAGUCUAUCCCUCAGAAAUACCACAGCACGACAGAAAAUCGUGUUUGCAGGUGUCUUCUUCACUUUCUGUCUACUGUUCUUUCUGAUUUUUAUGGAGUAUCAGCAUUGGAGGUCACCAUUCAGGGACAAAGAGCUGGAAAAGUAUAUGGCCAGAAUUGAAGAUAUGGAAGCUACAGACACCGAUGAUGUGGACCUCAACUAUGGAGUGGUGGUAGACUGUGGAAGUAGUGGAUCCAGGGUAUUUGUCUAUUUUUGGCCACAGCACAAUGGGAACCCUCAUGACCUGCUCGAUAUCAAGCAGAUGAAGGACAAAAAUAGGAAGCCAGUGGUUAAGAAAAUCAAACCAGGUAUCUCGACAUUGGCCUCCUCCCCAGCAAAAGCCAGCGAUUAUCUCCGUCCUCUCCUACAGUUUGCUGCCACACAUGUUCCUGUUACCAAGCACAAAGAGACACCAUUAUACAUCCUGUGUACUGCUGGAAUGAGGCUGUUACCAGAAAGGCAACAGAAUGCUAUUCUCGAGGACCUAUACACUGAUGUGCCAGUCGAAUUUGACUUCCUGUUUUCUGAGUCCCAUGCGGAGGUGAUUUCUGGUAAACAAGAAGGAGUCUACGCCUGGAUCGGAAUCAAUUUUGUUCUUGGUAGAUUUGACCACAUUGAAGAUGAUAAUGAUGCACGUGUUGCUGUGACCGUCUCCAGCAAUCCUAACCAAGGUCUCGUGAUUCGCAAGCGAACGGUUGGCAUACUGGACAUGGGUGGAGCUUCUGUUCAAAUUGCAUAUGAGGUGACGAAUCCUGUGAGCUUUACCUCACCAGAGCAGGAAGAAGCUGCCAAAGGUUUACUAGCUGAAUUCAACCUGGGCUGUGAUUUGCAUCAUACUGAACAUGUGUACAGGGUCUACGUAACUACCUUCCUGGGAUUCGGUGGGAAUUAUGCACGACAACUCUAUGAAGAUCUAAUUUUCAACAAUACCGCUGCCAUGAAUAGGUUGCUUGACCAAUAUAUGGGUGUCAGUGCAGAGAGCCCCUACCUUGAUCCUUGCCUGUCAAUUGAAUCAACCGACAUCAUUCAAAAGGAUGAACAGACAAUGCACUUGAGAGGUGCUGGAAACUUUGAUGAGUGUUGCAAACUAAUAAAACCACUCCUGAACAAAGGGAAUGAAGCAAACCUGUCCCUCAAUGGGGUUUAUCAAUCACCCAUUGACUUCCAUAAUAGUGAAUUCUAUGGAUUCUCAGAAUUUUAUUACUGUACUGAAGAUGUCUUGCGCAUGGGAGGUCACUAUGAUGGCGUUAAAUACACAAAAGCAGCCAAGGAUUACUGUGCUACCAAAUGGACAACGUUAAAAGAACGGUUUGAUCUAAAUCUGUUUUCAUCACAUGCUGAUCUUCACCGAUUGAAAUAUCAGUGUUUUAAGUCUGCAUGGAUGCAUGAGGUUUUGCACAGUGGUUUUAACUUCCCAGUUGACUAUUCCAACCUGAAGACAGCUCAACUGGUGUAUGACAAGGAAGUACAAUGGACACUGGGAGCAAUUCUUUAUAAAACUCGCUUUCUACCUCUCAGGGAUCUCCAGCGAGAAUCUGGAAAAGCAAACCAUUCUAGGUGGCUGCGUAUCUCCUUCGUCUACAACCACUACCUGUUCUUCGCCUGCUUCUUUGUGGUCCUUCUCGCCAUUGCCCUGUAUAUCUUGAGAUUACGGCGGAUUCACAGACGGACACAACGUGAGCUGCUGUGGAUGGAGGAGGGCAAAUUGUCAACUGAGGGGCUCUGACUUGCAAGAUAGAUCCAUCAGAAAACAUUCCACCAUUCUGUUCAUAUUCCGGGGCAAAUCUCAAGUGCACCAUGGGCAGAAGCCUUUCAGAUACCUCAAUUAUUUAUGUUUAAUCUGGAAAUUCUUGCCAUUGGAUAACUUUGUCCUGUUCCAACCGUCUGACUUCCUUUUCGAAGUUGGAGAUAGUUGAACAUUCAGUAACCAUGUAUUUAUUUUCAAACACCCUGUGAUGUUGGGAUGCAAAGUGAUACGUUUAAAGUUGUGAUGAUUUGUAUGAUGUCUUGGUAUCAGGUCUUGUCUGCAUUAAUUAUUUUCCAGAGUCACCACAGGGUAGGUGGUGGGAGCAGUACUGAUGUUUUGGGUCCUCUUCUACUGGCACCCAAAGACUUGUUCCCACAGUUCUCCCUCAUUCUGGGAGUGAAGGGUCAGCUGAGAUCAUGUGUCCCUGGAGUGAGGCUUGACCCACAACCUUCUCAGAAAUCAGUGCUACCAACUGAGCCACGUCACAUUGCCAGAGUCACCUAGCAUCAACUCUAAGAGUGAAUAUUAAGGCAGCUAGAAUGAGGAACCUAUUUGACAUGGAUUCGAAUGGGAAAAUGGACUGAUGUUUUUCAAUUAAUUUUUCUUACUCAUUCACGUGAUGAGGUCAUCACUGGCUAGGCCAGCAUUUAUUGCCCAUCCCUAAUUGCCUGGAGGACAGUUCAGAACCAACUACAUUGCUGUGCACCUGGAGUCAGACCAGGACGGCACUUGCCUUCCUAAAGGACAUUAGUGAACCAGAUGGGUUUUUCCAACAAUCGGCAAUGGAUUCGUGGUCAUCAUUAGAUUAAUUUCAAAUUUUCAUUGGAUUCAAAUUUCUACCAUCUGCCUUGGAUUUGAACCUGGUUCCCCAGAAUGUUACCUGAGUCUCUGAAUUAACAGUCCAGCAAUAAUACCACUGGACCAUUGCCUCCCCUAAAUUUGGGUAGAUGAUCAAUAAAACCACUGAUGUGUUUUUCAUAAGGUGGUCUAAGGGACAGAAUAAUUCAAAAUGAUCCCCAAACCCCUGGUGAAAGCCACUGAAUCUACCAUAUUAUGGUCCGUUCAGACAAGCGAUACAGUGCUGUUGUAGGCCACUGCCAAUUUUCAUGGAGUUGUCUGAAAAUUAAAAUCUGGAUUCUCAGCAGCCAGAUUUUGUACUUUAUGCUGAAACAGUACCUGAAUUGCAAGAGAUAAAAACAAAUUAGUUCAUGGAUUGUGCGUCAGUCCAGCAUGUUUUGCCCCUCCCUAAUUGCCUUGGCGAAGAUGGUGAUGAGCUACCUGUGUGAACAGCUACAGUCCAGAGGAGCACCCACUGUGCUGCAGCUGCAGUAAGCUUCUCUUGGGAAUCGAAGGACACUUACAUUUGCUGUUGAUCUGUGCUCUAUUUCUGCAUUGAAGGUGAGAAAUCUGUGUUUGGAAGCAUCCUAUAAUUCAAGAGUCCAGGCUUCAUCUCGUCACUGCCAAGAUAACACAGGCGAUGUUGAGAAACUUAUGCUGGAAAGAGGCAAAUGGGUGUGGGCUCACUGUCUCUCUCUGCAGUGUUCCGCUUCCAAGUGUCGCAAGUCUUUGCAGCAUGAAUUAUUACCAGCUGCAUGAAAUUUGAAAAAUGUGGUGCUGGGCAUUCCCUUUAACUAUUACCAUAUCAUUCCUGGAAAUCACUCUGACACACACAAGCACGGUCUUGUGGAGCGGUUAUCACAGCCCGACAGGACGGUUGUGCAUUGUUUUUUAGUCAAAUGACUUCCCCUACUUCAAGCUCAAAAUGUCAUAUCACAGAAGCUCUUGUUAACUUUGAAAUUUCCUGUGAUGAAAUGGGAAGAGGUUUAUAGAUCCAGUGCUCCAUUGUUUUGAUUUGAACCCUGUGCGUGUGUGAUCUGAGAUAACACUGCACACUUGGGGUUGCUGUUGCUGCUAAAUUGUGGGUAAUUUUCCUUCAAACAGUUGGGCACUUUUUAAAAGUUAUUGCUGACUAAAUGAUUGAAUGUCUCUUAUUUUUAAACAAAAGAUUUUUCUAAUUUAGGAAUGUAAAUGCUGGAGCAUUUUCUGAGUCUAAAUGGAAGCAAAGGAUUUAAUGCAGUUUUCGUGAGCCUGAGACAUUCCAGUGUGCCAUUGAACUAUGUUGGAAAUGUUGCAUUGUGGGAAAUGCCGCUGUCAAUGUGUGCUCUGUAAGAUCCCACAAAUAGCAAUAUGAUAUUGACUAAGUAAUCUGUUUUAUUUGGGUUAAUUGAAGAAAACUGUUUACCAGGACAAGGAAUAACUCUCCUGCUGUUCUUCAGGAUAAGACCAUGGUGUUUUUAACAUCACAUCUGAGAAAGUAAACAGGGUUUAGAAUUAA
This is a messenger RNA of Hemiscyllium ocellatum (epaulette shark), 4443 nucleotides long. RefSeq names its product ectonucleoside triphosphate diphosphohydrolase 4-like. The record is from RefSeq and is a predicted model, not a curated record. Gene Ontology annotation, cellular component: membrane. Gene Ontology annotation, biological process: nucleoside diphosphate catabolic process. NCBI's taxonomy places the organism in Eukaryota, Metazoa, Chordata, Chondrichthyes, Orectolobiformes, Hemiscylliidae. The transcript has 13 exons. Gene Ontology annotation, molecular function: nucleoside diphosphate phosphatase activity. The coding region runs from base 276 to 2087 and encodes 603 amino acids.